GGAGGAGGGAGCGGCCGGCUGCGGGGCCCCGGCCAAUCGGGCGGCUGGCCGGGCGCGCGGAGCCACAGCGCCAUGGAAGGAGGCGCGGCGCCCGGCCGCCCGUGACCGAGAGUGGCGAGCCCGAGCGGCCCGCGGCGCCCGCGGCGCGGAGAUGAGCAGGUCCGCCGCGCUGCUGCUCUGCCUGCUCGGCUGCCACGUUUGGAAGGCGGUCACCAAGACGCUGCGGGAACCCGGCGCGGGAGCCCAAGAGGUAACCUUGAAGGUGCAUAUUAGUGACGCCAGCACCCACCAACCCAUCGCAGAUGCGCUCAUUGAGAUCUUCGCCAACCAGGUGUCUCUUGCCUCUGGCACAUCGGGUGCGGAUGGGGUCGCUUUCAUCAAGUUCCAGUAUAAGCUGGGUAAUCAGCUGAUUGUCACCGCCACGAAACACGCCUAUGUGCCAAACUCUGCCCCGUGGAAGCCCAUCCGAUUACCGGUGUUUUCCUCGCUGAGCCUUGGGCUGCUUCCUGAACGCUCUGCUACUCUGAUGGUCUAUGAAGAUGUUGUCCAAAUAGUAUCAGGAUUCCAAGGUGCCCAGCUACAGCCUCGAGUUCAUUUCCAGAGAAGGGCCUUGAGGUUGCCCGAGAACACCAGCUACAGUGACCUCACCGCCUACCUCACUGCCGCCAGCUCCCCGUCAGAGGUAGACAGCUUUCCUUAUUUGCGAGGAUUGGAUGGAAACGGGACAGGAAACAGUACGCGGUAUGACUUGACCCCCGUCACGGCCGUCAGUGUGCACUUGCUCAGCAGUAAUGGAACACCGGUGCUGGUGGACGGUCCCAUCUAUGUCACCGUGCCCUUGGCCACGCAGAGCAGUCUGAGGCACAAUGCUUACGUCGCAGCAUGGCGGUUUGACCAGAAGCUGGGAACGUGGCUAAAGAGUGGUCUGGGCCUCGUGCACCAGGAAGGCAGCCAGCUCACGUGGACGUACAUUGCUCCCCAGUUGGGGUACUGGGUGGCAGCCAUGUCUCCUCCCAUCCCAGGUCCCGUUGUGACACAGGACAUUACCACGUAUCACACGGUGUUUCUUUUGGCCAUUUUAGGAGGAAUGGCUUUCAUUCUUUUGGUCUUGCUGUGUCUCCUUUUAUAUUAUUGCAGGAGGAAGUGCUUGAAACCCCGUCAGCAUCACAGAAAACUGCAGCUCCCCCCAGCCCUGGAGAGCUCCAAGAGGGAUCAGUCAACAUCCAUGUCUCACAUCAACUUGCUGUUCUCUCGCCGAGCAUCAGACUAUCCUGGGCCUCUCUCUGUCUCCAGCCAUAGCCGCCCAGAGGCCCCGGGGACAAAGGAACUGAUGGGCGGCGGGGUGCACUUAGAAAUGAUGUCCCCCAAUGGGGAGGGGGACCUGCACACACCCAUGCUGAAGCUCUCCUAUAGUACCUCACAGGAAUUCAGCUCCCGGGAGGAGCUGCUGUCCCACAAAGACGAGAAUAAAAGCCAAACAUCCUUUGAUAAUCUGACACCGAGUGGGACGCUGGGGAAAGACUACCAUAAGUCAGUGGAGAUUUUUCCCUUAAAGGCAAGAAAAUCUGUGGAAAGAGAAGGCUACGAGCCCCCAGGCAACGGUGACUACAGAGGUAGUUACAAUGCGAUGCUUGCCCAGCCUUUAUUUGAGAAGCAGGAUCAAGAAGGCCUGACAUCGGCAGGAAGCAAACUCACCAUUCAGGAACACAUGUACCCCGCACCUUCAUCCCCUGAAAAAGAGCAACUGCUGGACCGCAGACCUACUGAAUGUAUGAUGUCUCGAUCUGUCGAUCACCUGGAGAGACCUACUUCUUUCCCGAGGCCAGGCCAGUUGAUCUGCUGUAGUUCCGUGGACCAAGUAAAUGACAGCGUUUACAGGAAAGUGUUGCCUGCCUUGGUCAUCCCAGCUCAUUAUAUGAAACUUCCAGGGGACCACUCCUAUGUGAGCCAGCCUCUGGUAGUCCCCGCUGACCAGCAGCUGGAAAUAGGGAGGCUCCAGGCUGAGCUGUCCAACCCCCAUGCGGGAAUCUUCCCACACCCAUCCUCUCAGAUGCAGGGCCAACCCUUGUCUUCCCAGGCCAUCUCUCAGCAGCACCUGCAGGAUACAGGUUCCCGGGAAUGGGGCUCUCAGAAUGCAUCCAUGUCAGAGUCUCUGUCCAUCCCAGCAUCCCUGAAUGAUGCAGCUUUGGCUCAAAUGAACAGUGAGGUGCAGCUCCUGACGGAAAAGGCGCUGAUGGAGCUUGGGGGUGGGAAGCCACUUCCACACCCUCGAGCAUGGUUUGUCUCCCUAGACGGAAGGUCCAAUGCUCACGUUAGACAUUCGUACAUUGAUCUCCAAAGAGCUGGAAGGAAUGGAAGUAAUGAUGCCAGUUUGGACUCGGGUGUGGAUAUGAAUGAACCAAAAUCUGCCCGGAAGGGAAGGGGAGACCCUUUGUCUCUCCAGCAGAGCCACCCACCUGUUCAGGAGCACCAGCAAAAAGAACCCCGAGCGCACGACAGCGCGGCCUAUACCCAGCUCGUGUACCUGGACGACAUGGACCAGAGCAGCAGUGAGUGCGGGACCACAGUCUGCACCCCCGAGGACAGUGCUCUGCGAUGCUUGUUGGAAGGGUCAGGUCGGAGGAGUGGGGGGCAGCUGCCCAGCCUGCAGGAGGAGACAACCAAACGAACUUCCGACGUCCCCCCGGAGCCAUUAGCCAGCCCCAACCCGAGAAGAGCUGCCAAUGAUGAAGAUGAAGAGGAUGAUGAUGACGAUGACCAAGGAGAAGAUAAGAAAAGCCCCUGGCAAAAACGAGAGGAGAGGCCCUUGAUGGCCUUUAACAUCAAAUGAGCCAUCAUUGAGCCCCUAAAUGUGGAAUAUAAAAUUGCCAAAUAUCCUUUCUCAUGGAAGCGCAUACCUGUGUGUGGAGAAGCCGAAGGAUGAAAACCGUGGAAGUCGACGCAUUGACAGGGCUGCGUCGGUAGCAGAAAGAAAUUAGGGUUCUGGCUCAGAAUAAAGGAUGACUAACAAACGCUGCCCCUCCAGGGAGGUGGCUGGGAAACCUGUAUGUCAUUCCGUGGACCUGACUUGUCCCAGAAGGGAUGCUGUCAAACCACAUGUGGUAUUGCCGUGCUCCAAGGAUCACCUCAGUUCUCCCUCAGAUUCUGGAAACAGAUGGAACUCUUUUUGCAUUGUUUGAAUCCUCCUUCCGUUUUCUCGCGAUAAUGCUACUGUGAAGCUUGGGAAAUUGGGUGGCACGUAGUUUCCUGGAGUCAGCAUUAUCUCAAAGGAAAGCUAUGCAUUGCUGCUUCAUCUUGUUGCUUUGCUUACACUUCGCUUUGGUUGGGCUUCUCUCUCUCUCUUUUUUUUUCAUGGGGGGGGUGCUUUUUUCUUUAUAAUACAAAUUCAAUUCAGUUGAAAAAUUUUUAUUUCCUUCUUUUAAUCUGUCCUGCUUCUCUGUGGUUGAUUUCAGUGUCUCUCUUCAGGAACUCUUGAGUGUCGUCUCUUAUCAUCUAAGCCUUUUAAUGAAAUUGUACUGAAAUUUUUAUCAGCUAAGAGUCCUUCAAUUCUGGUCCCAUUAACUCCAAGUGCCUUUUUUACAGUGACAACAGACAGUCCCUCAGUUUUAUGUUUUUUCUUAACCCUUUUAAUUGAACUGCCUGGAUUUUAUAUGAAGUUACGAAAUGAUACCUUUUUCUUUGAACUGCAUGCUGCCAAGUGCCAUUUGUGCUCAGCAUCCUCAUUCCCACACAGUAUACUCUCUAGUUAUCGUGUGUAAUGUGGGUUCUGUUUAGCUAAGAUAGACUAGAGGACGCUGUAAAGAUGCCCGAUCCUAUUCCAUCCCAUCGGCCACUGGCCACCAUUCUUGUUCCACUGGCUGUUUGUAUAUAGGGUUAUGUAUUAACUCUGGAAUCCUAUGUGCCCGUCUUGCUCACCAAAGAUGAGAGUAUGGGCUGAGCAAGGGGAUUGAAUGUGACUAUUCAAAACACUCUUAUGUACUAUCCAAAAGUGCCAGAAUGACUCUUCUGUGCGUUCUCCUUUAAGAGCUGCUUGGUUGUUCCAAAAUGAAAACUCAAAAUAAACUUGGAAGAUGGAAAAAAAA
Molecule: messenger RNA, 4082 nt
Organism: Peromyscus leucopus (white-footed mouse)
Lineage: Eukaryota; Metazoa; Chordata; Mammalia; Rodentia; Cricetidae
Gene: Fam171a1
Product: family with sequence similarity 171 member A1
Exons: 8
Coding region: 152-2830 (892 amino acids)
Biological process (GO): stress fiber assembly; regulation of cell shape
Cellular component (GO): plasma membrane
Source: RefSeq, a predicted model, not a curated record